This is a messenger RNA of Beta vulgaris subsp. vulgaris (sugar beet), 1215 nucleotides long. RefSeq lists its product as uncharacterized. The transcript has 2 exons. Lineage: Eukaryota; Viridiplantae; Streptophyta; Magnoliopsida; Caryophyllales; Amaranthaceae. The coding region runs from base 1 to 1215 and encodes 404 amino acids. The record is from RefSeq and is a predicted model, not a curated record.
AUGGAAUCAGGGAAUAGUAGUAGCAUGCAAUCUUCAAGUGGUGGAGAUGAUCAAGACUAUGAAUCUAGUGGAGCUACUGCAGGUAAUUACUUCCUACAUAAUAAUCAUAAUCAUAAUCAUAAUAGUACUGGUGGUAAUAUUAAUAGUAGCAAUAAUAAUAAUAAUCAUAAUAUUACCACCCCACCUUCUCAAUUCAAUAAUAACAGUACUCAUAAUAAUCCCAAUAAUAUGUUCAUGUUAUCUUCCUCCCAACUACCUCCACCACCACCUCCACAAAAUCUGAAUUUCGUUGAACCCUUUGACAACAAUUACCAAAACAUCAUGUUCUGGCAACACCAACAGUUUAACAACAGCAGCGGCGGUGGCGGUGGAGGUGGAGGUGGUGGAGGUAGUGGAGGUGGUGGGAGUAGUGGUGGUGUUGGAGGUGGAUUAGUUGAUCCUCCGCUUCCGCCACCGCCUCCUGCUAUUACAAAGCCUAGUACUACUACUAGUAGUAGUACUAGCAGUGGAGUUGGAGUCGGAGUAGGAGCUGACAAAAACAGUAAGAACCCAAGGAAGAGAACAAGAGCGUCAAGGAGAGCGCCAACAACAGUUUUAACAACAGAUACUACAAAUUUCCGAGCUAUGGUUCAAGAAUUUACUGGCAUUCCAUCAUCACCAUUUUCUGCUGCUGCUUCUCCUCUUCUAUCAAGACGACUAACAGAUCUUCUAUCAAGUUCAGGUCGCCAAGGGCAAGGACCACCACCUCCGAUGGUAGGGAGCAGUUCAAGUUCAUUGGAAAGACUCCUUGCUGGAUAUAAUAGUAGCACUAAUAAUUACCCUUUCAGACCUGCAGCUCAAAAACCAAAUAUUAUGAGCCCACAAAAUAGUAAUGCAUCAACACUGAGUAAUAAUCUGUCGUUUCAAUCUCUACUACAAUCAUAUGCAUCAACAGGUGGAGCUGCUGGGACCAGCUUGUUAUCACCUCCUACUACUAAUGUUGUUGGGAAUCAUUUCCAAGAUUUCACUGGGGUGAUCGGGAGUGAUCCGAUGUUCGGGUUCGAGCCGUCGAUGCGAUUAGCAUCGGACGGCAGUGGCCGUGGUGGUGGUAGUGGUAGUGGUAGUGGUGGUUGGAGAGGUGGAAUAGGAGGAGGGACCAGAAGAGUAUUGUCAAAUGAUGAUGAAAAUGAAAAUGAUGAUGGAAAUAUUCGAGGUGCAAGCAAUCUCUUUUAUUAG